GGGGCUUGCAUAUCAAUACCAGGUCCAACACUAAAAGUUUUAACGGACAACAUCAAUGGGACCCUCUCAAAGACGACAUUAAUUUUCACAGGUCGAUCAUUUGGCUACAUUGUGGGGUCAAUAAUUGGAGGAGUUCUUUUUGACUGUUUCAAUCAGUUACUCUUGUUAGCUCUAUCCAUGUUCUGCUCUGCCAUUCCUUCAUUCCUGAUUCCCAGUUGCACACAUCUUGCUCCUCUUGCCUUCCUCAUCUCCCUUCAGGGAGUCUCAAUGGGAUUUCUGGAUGCAGGUGGCAAUGUUGUAUGCAUAAAUGUCUGGGGUACAAAAAGUGCAAGUGCCAUACAGUCUAUCCAUUUCACAUUCGGUUUCGGGGCCUUCAUAGCCCCCCUGAUAGCAAAACCAUUCCUAUCAUCUGCUACAACCUCCACUAAUUCAUCAUUAUCAUCAUUGACAUCUCCAUCUUUAUUAUCAUCAACAUCUACACUAUCACCAUCAAUAUCAAUGCUUAAAAAAUCCCCGCCAGAUUUAAACAUCUCAACUCACAACAACAAUAAAAUAUUAUUUUCGAAAUUUGAAGAAUUUGCAUGCUGGUGCUCAAUUAAAUGCCCAUAUUGGACAAUAUCAUUUUAUCUUACUCUGGUUGGCAUAUUCAUUUUCUCCCUCUAUUUAUAUCCAUACAUUUCAUCGAAAUCACAAUCCUUACAAAGUACCCACCACGCAGAAGAUGAUGCAACCGUCUACAAACCUGUCUCGAUGAAAAUCGAACUGACAUUACUCUUCAUGUUGUCGACAUUUUUCUUCUGCUACGUAGGGAUGGAGGUGUCGUACGGCGGUCUAGUAGCCUCCUACUCAACAAGAACUCUCAAAUUCUCACAACAAAACGCAGCUCUCGUCACAUCCCUAUUCUGGUCGACGUUCUCACUAGGAAGAUUGCUAUCGAUAUUCAUAGCCAAUUACAUCAAACCGUCGGUUAUGAUAGUCGGGAAUCUAAUCCUAACUCUCAUACCGUUAGUCUUACUUACUGUUUCUCACUAUUUGUUACUACAAAACGCCACUGAAAUACUAUACGCUGGGUCGGCUUGCCUGGGUUUAGGGAUGUCUUCAAUUUUUCCGGCCGGUGUAUCCUGGGUGGGAAAUUACAUCAAGCUAACCGGAAAGUACGCCUCUAUUUUUGUCGUCGGGUCUGCCAUUGGGGAGAUGGUUUUACCGAUUCUUGGGGCCCACCUCAUGCUCGUUAAUGAUAUCUAUUUGAUAUACAUGCUCUUGGCAAUUAGUAUAUUUUCACUAAUUCUCUUCAUAAUCAUGGCGAAGAUCGCGCAAGUCAUCUCGAGGCUAGACGGUCGCCGGUACGUGGGUGUUAAACUAGGUGAGGAGGUCGUCUCCCUUACUAACCUCACCAACAACGAUGAAGAUGGUGAUGAGGAAAAUGACGAAGACAGUGAUUUGUUUGACGUAGUUAAGGAUGAUAAGAGGUUACUCAUUCAUCAGGGUAAUAAUGGCAACAAGCAUGUCAAAUUUGACUUGAAUAUGACGACGUCUGGCUUCUCUACUAAUCCUCAUCACAACGCAAAGUCUAUUUUAAAGGCCAAAGACAUCAUGAAAAACGAUUAA
Helobdella robusta is the source of this 1608-nucleotide messenger RNA. RefSeq lists its product as hypothetical. The annotation marks the transcript as partial. Gene Ontology annotation, biological process: transmembrane transport. The transcript has 2 exons. The record is from RefSeq and is a predicted model, not a curated record. Lineage: Eukaryota; Metazoa; Annelida; Clitellata; Rhynchobdellida; Glossiphoniidae.